Messenger RNA from Podospora bellae-mahoneyi, 204 nucleotides. RefSeq lists its product as uncharacterized. Bases 1 to 204 code for a protein of 67 amino acids. The transcript is spliced from 2 exons. The record is from RefSeq and is a predicted model, not a curated record. Lineage: Eukaryota; Fungi; Ascomycota; Sordariomycetes; Sordariales; Podosporaceae.
AUGGUCGAGCGGCCCAAAAGCCAUGUCUUCUCCUCAAUCCCAUAUUGUCUUGCUCUCAACCACAAUACUCAUCGGCCCUUACGGAGCUACGGAAUGCUUCAUAAGAGUCUUUCUCUUCAGGAGAUAAGGCUGCCCAGCAAAUGCUAUUCGGAGCUCCGGGCCUCGGCGGGUGCUGGGUCUGUUGUUCUGACGGUUGGAAUAUAA